AUGUCUAUGGAUGCAAGGUCAAAGCUAGUUCGAGCUUUUCAGGAAUUCGGAGGCCGUGUUUCCAGUGAACAGCUCUUGAAAUUCAUCAAAGACGAUGAAGCGCUUAGUCAGGAAACGAAAUGUUCCAUGAAGAAGAUAAUUGCAUCAAUUGCUGUAAUUGAGUAUGGUCCGGACCAGAAAAGAUACCUUGUGCUGAAAGACUUAGUUCGAGAUAAAGAAAAUCUAGUUUAUAAUACGGUGUGUCAAGCAACUCAAACAUCAGCGCCACAGCUACAGGAGACGCAUACUACACCUAAAUUAGUAAAGCUUCCUAUUCGUGAAGUUAAUGUUAUUUUCAGGUUCUUUCUUCUCAAAGUAGCCAAUCGACGAGAUCUCCAGUGGUGCAUAAACCUCAUCCUCCAGUAUCUACAGUUCCGUCUGCCCUUCCAACUUUUAAUACAACCACUGCGUCCUCUCCGAAUCAUAAAUAUUCAACAUAUACCAGCAAUGAAACUCGUCUUUGGAUUGAAUCCAAAAUUGGUCAAUUGGGCUGAUCCUGUAAGCGGGGCAGCCAAUGCUUCUCAGGAUUCUCUAACUGUCAAUAAAGAUACUGCUAGUAAGAGAAGUGCUCCUGAAUUACCUUCUGAAUUCAAGUAUCCAGCUAUGCUUCCAACCACCGUUAAACGAAUGGAGAAUUUCAAACAACGCAGUACACCAUCCAAUCUUACACAACACGACAGUUUAAAUCGAACAUCCACACUGAAACUGAUCAGCCAAAAUGGUGGUGGUAGUGGUGGUUGUGAGUACACACAUCGACGCCCAUCAGUAUUCGAAAGCAUUUUGAAGUCGGCUGCAGAUGCUGCACAGAAUUGGAAUAUAAAAAAUAGUGGUGAAAAAAUUCCCACAGAGUCAAAUGUGCAAAAAGAAGGACAACACGAUAGUUCAAAUGACCAACCGCGCAUUGAUUCAACCAACCACCCGUACAUUCGCCUAGUUCAACGUUUAGACUCUCUAAUCUCAUUGCGCAGAGAACAGGGUCUGCGGUCGAUGACAACGGUUUGUUGUCGAAGUUGUGACAUUGGACCAUUUGAUUCCUCAGGUUCAUCAGAGUUUAGUGGCAGUGGGGAUUCCUCAACAACGAACUGCCACUGUCGUAAAUCGUAUUCACUGGACUAUCGAUCCUCUAUUCCUGGGCAUAGCUGUUUUGAUUUAAGCCCCAUAUAAUAAUCUCUCAUCCAUCUACAUUAAUACUCUCUAUCGUUUAAAAACACUUCAGCCAUAACAAAACUCAUCCACCCAAUCUGUCUAUAUUUACUUCUUACUUUAGCUCUAAAUGUACAAACUUCGUAGUCAGUCUGAGAAAGAAGUCGAAAACAUCAAAUCAAUCACCAGAUUUUCAUUCAUUGAAAUUACUUUUAUCCUUAUUGCCUCCACCGUCUGAGCCAUUAUUUACAGAAGAAGGAAACGGUAGUAAUGGAAAGCUUAAAAAACAUUCCAUCUCAUCAUUUCACAGACAAUUACGCAAAAAACUUAAUCGUUCCCUAUCAAAUUCUUCAGCAUUAUCAUUAACAAUUUCUAGUCAUCAUCAUAGUAUAUCGAAUGAAUUUCAUUCACUUCCUCAUCGAUAUCAUUCUUCGUCUUCUUCUUCUUCACCUUCUUCGCCCUAUAUUAAUGGACAUCAUAAAUCACUUUCAGCAACGGCAAUAUUAGCUGAAACAGAUGUACGCCAAUUGUUAACUACUAAAACGUCUACGUUGAUUAAACGUAAAACAUCGAGUAUCAGUCAAGAAUCAUCGAUAUGAAUACUAAUUGAAAUUUCUUGAUAAGUAAUUUUGUUUUUUGUUUUUUUCCUUCCCUUUUGUAAUACAUUUCAUGUCUCAUUUGUUGAUUAUUUUUAUCGUUAGAUAACUGGUUGUUGUCAACAGGUGAAUUGGAGAACUAUUCUAUUCAUUUGUGUUUCUCUGCAACUAUUAUCGUUCGGCUUUUUUGUAUAUGAAGCAGUCUGCUAUCAUCAUAAACAUACAUAUUUUCAGUUGUUUUUUUUUUUACUGAUCACAACAGUGUUUCUUUUGUUAAUUAUUACUUUUAUCAUUUAAAACGAUAAUCAACUCUUUGUUACAUUUUAGUUUAUUUAUUUGAUUGAUAUAGCACACAUUAAUGCAGUAUAAUUUACCAGAUGACGUUUCGAACAGAAUUUAUGGCUCAUUUGCAUAACAAGUAUGAGCAAUAAAUUUUGCUCGAAAAGUCAUCCAUUAUUAUAAACUUCAUCAUUAUGUGACAUAUCAAAUAGACAAUUUAAUGUAGAAUUAAACUCUACCAAAAUGCCAAAGAUUUACACUUACAUCAACUCUUUGCUUACUGCUUUUAUGUAAUAUAGCAUUUACACAACUGUCUAGCAAUGUUGUUUCCUUCUGGUUCCCCUAAAACCAUCGGGUUAUGGGUUUGAAUCAAACCUCGGUUAUUUUGAUGUGUGAGUAGUCAGAGUGGAGGUUCCCC
This is a messenger RNA of Heterobilharzia americana, 2475 nucleotides long. NCBI's taxonomy places the organism in Eukaryota, Metazoa, Platyhelminthes, Trematoda, Strigeidida, Schistosomatidae. The record is from the annotation of a GenBank genome assembly.